Molecule: messenger RNA, 2256 nt
Organism: Colletotrichum aenigma
Lineage: Eukaryota; Fungi; Ascomycota; Sordariomycetes; Glomerellales; Glomerellaceae
Product: ATP-binding cassette sub-family B member 6
Exons: 4
Coding region: 1-2256 (751 amino acids)
Biological process (GO): transmembrane transport
Cellular component (GO): membrane
Molecular function (GO): ATP hydrolysis activity; ABC-type transporter activity; ATP binding
Source: RefSeq, a predicted model, not a curated record
AUGACGCCGGACGAUAUUUUUGACCGUGUUCGAUUAGCUUGCUCAAUUCUAGCUGCCGUGCUCUCCUUCAUGGCACCCUGGAGUACAGAGCAUCGCAUACGCCCAACGCCGUGCUUCUCCCGGGUAUUCUAUGCACAAGUUGUCUUGACAUGGGGCAACAUGAUACUGCUCUGGGCACAACCACUUGCCCCCAUAUUUCCUGCCUAUCACGCCACGUGUUUCUCGAUCGCAACACUCUUCCAACUGGACGGACUAUCGGAAGACUCUGGGCUUAUCUGGAAUUUCUUCGCUGUGAGUUGGGCCCUUGGCGUUAACCACGAAAUGCUGGAAAUUGCUAUUCAGCUUAGUCCGGGCAUCGAACCCGACUCGUGGAGAGUGAUCCGAAUCACACUGGCAGUUUCAAAGUUUGCGUCGUAUCUCUACCUUCUCUACUGCUUCGCCGAGGAGAAAGGAACCAAAACACACCUUCGAAAGCGUCCUCCACAAGCCGACGCUAUUCUGCAGAUGUGCAUAAGUCACUUCAAGGUCUUCAAGCAGUUUAUCUGGAUAGACAACGAUGAUGGCAUGCGGAGAAGAUUUAUUAUAUCUAUCGUUCUCAGGCUGUGCCAAAACGCUCUUUGCCUCUGGCUCCCCUUGAGUAUCAGUCGCCUUAUGAGAGAGCUCAAUUACGACAAACCUUACUCCGAAAUCCUCCCAUACAUCAUUCAGUGGUCUCUUCUCAGGCUUCUGCAAUCGCCCGGCACUGGUCUACCAUCACUGGACGAGUGGAACUGGCUCAAGGUGAUCUUUCAUCGCCAGCAGAAGCUUAAGCAGAAGAUCUUCGCUGCAAUCAUGAACGCCGGCUUCUCGUAUCAUAGAAAGCAAAGUCGGGCAGCCAUCACUACUGCAAUUGACAAUGCACAAGGCGUCGAUCAAUCCUUUGACGCCAUUUUGAGGAACGCUUUAGAUGGCUGCUUUGCGAUCUUCAUUGCUCUCCCGGUGACGGCCCUGAGGUUUGGAAGUUCUAUGCUGAUAAUUGCUGCUUUUUUCUUGUCAGUCUCUGUCAUCAUCUUCCGACGUUCAACGACCAAAAUGUUCAGAGCUAGAGCAGACGUUGUAGUUCUUCACCAGCGUCAGCGGCAGCAAUGCGAGGACGCUAUCCAAGGGUGGACUACCUCUGCCCUCUUCGGCCAGACGGGAUACCAUAUCCAUGAGAACGACGAGAGGCUGGAAGAAUUCCACAAGAUAAGCUGGAAGUUCUACGUCUCGUAUUUCAUUUCGAAUGCAUUGAACCACACGGCUCUGAACGUUGGAUACUGGACCGGGGCAAUCAUUGUCCUGGGUCUGGUUCAAUGUCGUCGGCUAGGAAGCGAAGAUUUCUUUGCCCAUCAGCAGUACUGGAGUCAACUUAUCAGUCCCCUUUCCAAUGUUUUGAAAGACGCCAAAGACAUUGUUAAGAAGUUCCAGGAUGCGACUGAAGCUGCAAGCCUUAUGGACAUGGCCUCUCAUCCAAAGGAAGAAAAGCCGCAUCUCCACUUCCAAAGUGGCCUCGUGGAGUUUUGCAAUGUCGGUGUCACUUUUGGCAAAAAGGUGGUACUCGAAGACUUCAAUCUCGUUGUGCCUGCAGGAUCCAAGAUCGCUAUUGUCGGGCCGUCAGGUGUUGGUAAAUCAACAAUACUUGCUCUUCUUACGGGUCAAAUCGAGCCCGAUACUGGCAAGAUAUUGAUAGACGGUCAAGAUAUUACUCAAGUGAAACAUAGCUCUCUAAUGCGAAAUAUCGGCAUCGUCGAGCAAAAUUAUCACAUCUUCAACACGACAGUCAUUGACAAUGUACGAUACGGUAAGCGAGAUGCUUCCGAAGAAGAAGUACAAAAUGCUUGCAAGAAAGCUUGCAUUCACGACGUCAUAAUGAAGCGUGAGAAAGGCUACGACUCUCCAUGUGGUGAUGCAGGAAAUGAAUUCUCCAAUGGAGAGCGCCAACGAAUUGCACUCGCCCGACUGUUUCUCAUGGAACCAGAUAUCCUCCUCAUAGACGAAGGGACGAGUGCUCUGGAUGCGACAACAGAAGGCUCUAUCAAGAGAAGCUUGUCGAGGGAAUUCAAAGACAGGACUGUGAUAACCGUAGCACACCGGUUGUCAUCUAUCAAAGCAUACGAAAUCAUCGUUAUCGGCGAGAAAGGAGUCCACGUUGAGAGUGGAAGUCAUGAUGUGCUCUUGGAUUUAAAGGGGAACUACUGGCGAUACUGGCAGGAGCAUCUCGGAGAGGACGUUGCGUGA